CUGUUGGAAUGUAUUCAUGUGUAACAUCCCACUGACUGGAUGACAUCACAACAGCUCCAGGUCCUUGAAAGUCUUGAGGAUGAUUAGCUGAAGGAAUUGGCUGUUUCUGCCAAUCAUAAUCCGGCAGAGCUGCCUUUAUAGUUCUGGAGAUGUGAGAGAAAGAGGGAGGGAGGGAAAGACCGACUACAGCUAAACCAGAAGCACAGCAGCAGUAGCAAGAGCAGAGCAGGAGCAGCUGGUAUUCCGGUGAUUAAAUAGUUCCCAUAGCCUUUUUGCUGUACUCGGUCCGCUCCCUGGUGUAAUUCUCGUGUCCAAGAAGGAAGCUGCAUUUUAACGGUGUGCUGAACAGAGGUUUGAAUCAUUCCAGCUGGCUGCUUGUUUUGAAAAGGACAAUGUGUGUAUAAAUAAAAAGAGACUCUGCUGGAAGAGUUCAGAUACUAGGACUGGAGCUAAAGAGUGCUCUCGGAAUAUUAAGGCAGAUUGUAUGAACUGAAAGCUCCUUCUAAUUAACCUGCAGGCAAGUGAAUCUGAAUACUGGAUAUCCAUUUUAUAACUCGGGAUAGACUCAAGUUAGAAAAAGAAAAAAAAAUUGAAAUGCUUCUCUAGAUAAUGUUUAAAGGACUCUACAGCAAUCUUUGGUUUUGGACAUACUCAAAAUCUCUUCAGCUUUCACUCUCCUGGUCCAUUGUCCCCCAGCUUUAACUUGCAAUCCCAUCAAACAUUUUACAUGGUUUGCAAUGGUUACAUGAAUUUUUGGGAAGUGGCAUUGUACCAUCUCAUACUUUAUUCACAAUGGCACUUUAGGAAGAUAACUCGGAAAAGACUUCCAAAGCAGUAUUUUAAAAAAUGAAUCUUAUUGUGAAGCUUCGGAGAAGUUUUCGAACCUUGAUUGUUCUCUUAGCUACCUUUUGCUUGGUGAGCAUUGUCAUUUCUGCCUAUUUUCUCUACUCUGGCUAUAAACAGGAAAUGACACUUAUUGAAACCACUGCAGAAGCAGAAUGCACUGAUGUUAAAAUCCUACCCUAUCGGUCAAUGGAGCUGAAGACAGUUAAACCUAUUGACACAUCCAAAACUGAUCCUGUUGUCCUCCUGUUUGUGGAGAGCCAGUACUCUCAACUCGGUCAAGAUAUCAUCGCUAUCUUGGAGUCCAGCCGAUUCCAGUAUCACAUGGUCAUUGCCCCUGGCAAAGGAGACAUACCUCCUCUUACAGAUAAUGGCCAAGGGAAAUAUAUUUUAGUGAUUUAUGAAAAUAUUCUGAAGUACGUCAGCAUGGACUCAUGGAAUCGAGAGCUUUUAGAAAAAUACUGUGUGGAAUACAGUGUUAGUAUAAUUGGUUUUCAUAAAGCCAAUGAAAACAGCUCACCAAGUACACAAUUAAAAGGUUUUCCAUUAAAUCUUUUCAAUAAUCUAGCUCUAAAGGACUGUUUUGUCAACCCUCAUUCUCCUUUGCUGCAUAUUACCAAAGCGCCCAAGGUUGAGAAAGGCCCUCUUCCUGGGGAAGACUGGACAAUUUUCCAAUAUAAUCAUUCAACCUACCAGCCUGUGCUUUUAACUGAAUUACAGACAGAAAAAUCUUCAUCCUUGUCUAGCAAACCACUCUAUGCGACAGUGAUUCAGGACCUGGGGCUCCAUGAUGGAAUUCAGCGAGUUCUUUUCGGCAACAACUUAAACUUUUGGCUGCACAGGCUCAUCUUCAUAGAUGCCAUCUCCUUCCUGUCAGGGAAGAGGCUGAUGUUGUCUUUGGACAGGUACAUCCUUGUGGACAUUGAUGAUAUCUUUGUUGGCAAAGAAGGAACAAGGAUGAAUGUCAAAGAUGUAAAGGCAUUACUAGAGACUCAAAAUUUACUGCGCACUCAGGUUGCAAAUUUUACCUUCAACCUUGGAUUUUCAGGGAAGUUUUACCACACAGGGACUGAAGAGGAGGAUGAAGGAGAUGACCUUUUGCUUCGGUCUGUGGAUGAGUUCUGGUGGUUUCCUCACAUGUGGAGCCACAUGCAGCCCCACCUCUUUCACAAUGAGUCAUCUUUAGUUGAGCAGAUGAUUCUCAACAAGGAAUUUGCACUGGAACAUGGAAUACCUAUCAACAUGGGCUAUGCUGUGGCGCCACAUCACUCAGGGGUCUAUCCAGUUCAUAUUCAGCUGUAUGCAGCUUGGAAGAAGGUCUGGGGUAUACAGGUCACCAGCACUGAAGAGUAUCCACAUUUGAAACCUGCACGAUACCGAAAGGGCUUCAUUCACAAUAGCAUUAUGGUCCUCCCUCGACAAACCUGCGGGUUGUUCACACACACUAUUUUCUACAAAGAGUAUCCAGGGGGCCCCCAGGAAUUGGAUAAAAGUAUCAGAGGAGGUGAACUUUUCCUCACAAUUCUUCUAAACCCAAUCAGCAUUUUCAUGACUCACUUGUCAAACUAUGGGAAUGACCGCCUAGGGUUGUAUACCUUUGUGAAUCUGGCCAACUUUGUGCAGAGCUGGACCAACCUGAAAUUGCAAACUCUGCCUCCAGUGCAACUAGCCCAUAAGUACUUUGAGCUCUUUCCUGAGCAAAAGGACCCUCUCUGGCAGAAUCCAUGUGAUGAUAAAAGACACAAAGACAUCUGGUCCAGAGAGAAAACUUGUGACCACUUACCAAAAUUCCUUGUAAUCGGGCCACAAAAGACAGGAACAACAGCACUUUAUUUAUUUCUUCUUAUGCACCCUUCCAUCAUCAGCAAUCUCCCCAGCCCCAAAACAUUUGAAGAAGUUCAGUUCUUCAAUGGCAACAACUACCACAAGGGAAUUGACUGGUAUAUGGACUUUUUCCCUACUCCAUCCAACAUUACAAGUGACUUCCUAUUUGAAAAGAGUGCUAAUUACUUCCAUUCAGAAGAAGCACCCAAACGAGCUGCAUCUCUGGUUCCCAAAGCCAAGAUCAUCACCAUCCUCAUUGACCCCUCAGACAGGGCAUACUCUUGGUACCAGCACCAACGAUCACAUGAAGAUCCAGCUGCCCUGAGGUUUAAUUUCUAUGAAGUUAUCACAACAGGACAUUGGGCCCCAUCUGACCUCAAAACUUUACAGAGGAGAUGCCUAGUGCCUGGAUGGUAUGCAGUCCACAUAGAAAGAUGGCUAACUUACUUUGCUACUUCUCAGUUGCUAAUUAUUGAUGGACAGCAGCUGAGAUCUGACCCAGCUACUGUGAUGGAUGAAGUCCAGAAGUUUCUGGGAGUUACACCUCAUUAUAAUUACUCUGAAGCACUAACUUUUGAUCCCCAAAAGGGCUUCUGGUGUCAACUGCUGGAAGGAGGAAAGACCAAAUGCCUUGGGAAAAGUAAAGGUCGAAAAUAUCCACCCAUGGAUCCAGAGUCUAGAACCUUCCUCUCUAAUUACUACCGAGAUCAUAAUGUGGAACUGUCCAAACUGCUGCAUAGACUGGGGCAGCCUCUACCAUCAUGGCUGAGACAGGAGCUGCAAAAAGUGAGAUAGCACUGGAGAGGAGAACCAAGGCUCUCAAGAUACUGACUUUUACUAUGGAACAGAGAAAGAAACCCCACAUCUUUUAUCCCCUUAAUGCACUUGUGAUUGUCAACAGAAAACCAUAUGAAUAAACCUCCUUCUAUCUUUUUCAUAAAAUGAAAACUGUUAUAUACGCACGCAUUGGCAUUUACUAGCAUCAAUCCCAGUGUGAGCUUUUGGGAAAUAAUGUGGGAUUUUGUGGCAUCGCCCAGCUUCCAGUGUGGAGAUUCUAAUACAACCCGGUUCCUCUGUUAAUUGUAAGGUUUUGGAAACUCCAUGUUUGACUGAGAACCCUGACCAUAAGCAAAUGACAAAUUAGAAUUUUGAGGAAAAGCUAAGCACUAAGAUGUCUACAAAGGAUAUUAGUCAUACCCAGUAUUUGAAUUAAGGGCUUAUAAGCAUUUUCCCUCACUAACUUGAAAACAGUUUUGCUUUUGUUAUGAAAAGAAAUUAUAAUUCCAUACUCUUAUUUUGAGCAUUUAUUAUUUAUUAUAUUUAGCCCAUACAUGUUUUCCUCUGUUCCUUCUCUUUAUGAAUUUCCCUGACUUGCUAAAGGAGUUGUGAACAUGUAACCUCCCACGUUUUUUAUCUGUUUUCCUCUUGUAGGAGAAGACUAUAUGAAAGUUUCCACAUUCACUGAUAAUAGUAUUUUAUCUGGCAGGGCUUGCCAUUCUAGGUGAAUUUUACAUCAUGGUUCCAACAACAUCUAUCAGAGACUUUGAUAGAGAAAGUCUAAAUUUCUUUUAUCAGAGAAAAUAAAUGAGAAAGUGUAUACUUUGCAUAGUAUUAACUUCAAUGUAUAAGACCAUCUUUAUAUGUGUAAAAAAAUCUCACCAUACUAUUAAUCUAGGUAUUUCCACCUUGACAAUGAUGUAGCAUUUAUAUAUUUUUUCACUAUAUACAGAAGAAAAAAAAAACUAUUGAGAAUACAUGGAAUGACAAUAGCAACAUGUGUUUACAGAUAGAUUGAGGCACUUGUGCCUUUUAUGUAGUAUAUUCCAAUAGUUCAAAGCAUGAACUUUUAUAUAUGCCAAUACAUACCCUAAUGCAAAAGAUUGUUUUUAAUGCCUACUUAACAGGAUAAAUGUAAUCUAAAAUUUACCUCUUUAGAUACCACUGAUUCUCCAAAUUAAACCCUAUUUCUCAGCCAUACCAUCCAAAAAAAUAAUUUCCAGAGAAGAAGUGAUGCUCUUUCUGUGUUGGAGUUAUAGAUUGCUCUCCUCUUUGGAAGUUAUUGUCAUGCUGGUUGGAUUUUUGUCUCAUUUGUCAAUGAAGAUAUACUAAAGCUUUGUUAAUCUUUUCAGUUAUACAUGAAGGUAAAAUUUCAGCAGAACAGUAAAUCAAACCGGCUUUGGUAGCAUUACCAUCAAUCCUUCCUUCCUCCAGAGUAAAUUUUUAUAGGCUGUAAAUAAUAUUAUCUUCUCCUAUAAUUUGAGAAAUAAUGCUUCACAUAAUUCAAUGUCGUCAAAGGAACCUGAAGAUCAUUUUUUUGUUGAUUUGUUGUUUAUUCUUUUAUGUAAAGAAUUCAAGUAUAAUCUUUACAUAGUUUAUUUCAGGAUUCAACUUUGGAUUUAUACUUUAUAAGAUUUCUGUUUGUUUGUUUUUCUGUGUUCUCCCACUGCAGCAAAGGUUCUUAAUUUUUUUCAGAAUAUAUAAGAUUUUUCUUGGGCAUGAGUUGAUACAAAUCACAAACUGGUACUUUCGUUGUUUUGUUGUUAAGUGUGAGACUCAAUUUCUUAACCUUAUUGUUACUAAGAAGAGCAUGUGCUUGAUAGAAUUCCGUCAGGCACACUAAAAUCAUAAUUGUGUACUUAGCACUCUAACUUCUAAUGUAUCUGUUUUCUAGUUUCUCCAGUUUACAUUCUAAUUUUUUCCUUUAUGUAGUGAAGAUUAACUUUUUUUUUCCCAAGUGGGACAACAGAGAUAUUUAUAGAAAAGAGAAGUUUUUCAUAUUAAGUAAAACUCAUGUAAUCAAAGUCUAGCUCAUCACCAGAUUUUUUUCAAAGUAUAACUAAUUUUCUUGUUUUGUUUUGUUUUUCUGGAUAAUGUAUACAGUAUCAUUCUCUUGCCUACAGAUAUCUGGGAGCAAUAUUCCCCCAAAUUCAACCAGUCUCUCUCCCCUAGCUCAUUUCAAUCAGUGUGUACAUUUUUCUUACUAGCAUUGAUAAUGAAGACAAAACAAAUUUUAAUUAAGUAAUUCAUCUUCAAUUCUUACAGUAAAUUACAUAGACUCUGGGCUAUGAGAAGAUUAUAAAAAAUCUGAAAAGAAAAUUAGUUUUAAGAAUAUCUUGGUUUUCCCAAUUUUUACACACUGGCUACUUCAGAACUAUUGACUCAAGACUUAACAUAUGUAAUUCUUUAACAUUUAAAUAGAUCCUGUUUCAUGGUCUUAAAUGACAUAUUUUUAAAAAUUUUAAAGAAGUUACUACUAAAACCUUUAAACAAGCCAGUGUCUUCUCUUUCCUUGUGUUUCUUUAUUACAGUUGCCUAACUUAUAAAUAUAGCCACCAAUUACUUUACACUGACAAAGAUAAGGAACAAUAUUUGAUUAUGAGCCUACAUAAAGAAAUAACAUGCUUGUCAAAUACCAGUCUCUAAAAAUUACAUUACAAAUCUCAUAGGAAAACAAACUUUGUCUUUAAAAAGGCCUCAAAACAAUGAAGCAACAAGGAAGAAUGCUGGUAAGAAAAAUGCAUAUGACUUCUAAUACUGUAUUUUUUUUCUGGAAAAAAUUAGCUCUUCGUUUAAUAAGAGAUUUAAUUUGCCUGAAUUCAACAAACCUGUUCCCAUGUACCAUAUAUAGUUUUCAUUCUUCUGUCUCACUAUCUUAAUAUGAUAUAAAGUGAUUUGUUUAUAAUGAGUGUACAUUUUUAAUUAUGCAAAUACUUUAUUGUUGAAUAAUAUCUUACAAGCUUGUUUUGGGUGGCUCAGUAGCAUAUUAACCAUAUGUUUGAUGGAGGCACCUCAAAAACAAUGUUGGCCAAUUAUUUCCAAAAUAAAGCCAUCUAAUAGUCUUGCAUACAGGAUUUUACCUCGACUACAAGAACACAGCUUGGCCGUGGGUACAUCUAUACAUCAAUAUGUCUAUAUAUGUGCAAAUGAAUAGUUUCUUGUGUGAGCCAGUGAGGUGAGUAGAAAAAGCAGAAAGAGAACUCUGCCUUUACUGAAAUUGUUAAAUAACUGAUGUAGAACAUGCAUAACACAUCUUUGGUCCUCACUUCUUCGGAAUAAAUACUACUGCUGGUAUGGCCAUUAGAGUAACGUUGUUUCUCCUCUAAAAUCCAAAGUUUUAUUCAGUAGGUUAAACUUUUUCCUUCCCCUUUGCUUUGUUCACUGUAUAUGUACCCCCUGAAUUACAAACAUACAACAAGUGUGACCAGAAGGUUAUGAGAGUGUACUUUGGAUCUAGUUUCUCAUCCUAGGCCUGCCCUGAGCAAGCUGUGUGGACUCAGACAAUUUGUGGAACUUCCCUGAGUCACAGUUUCCUUUUCUGUAAAAUAGAGACAAUAAAGUAUCACUCGUUGGGUCACUGUAAACAUUAAAUGAGAAUAUAUGAAUCAAUUUAGCACAAUGCUUAAUGUAGUUAGGCUGGAACAUAUUCGUUUCCAAAAACUAAUGUGUAAUAUUCAAAUCACUGUCUCUUCUUUCAUCAAACAAGAAUGUUUUUCUACUCCCUUUAAUAAUAAAACAUAUAUAUGUUUAAGAUAUAUACAUAUGAAUUGUAUAUAUACAAUAUUGUAUCAUUAAUUGUAUAUAUGUUUAAGAUAUAUACAUAUGUUUAAGAUAUAUAUAUAUAUAUAUCUUAAACAUAUCAUUAAUUGUAUUUGGCUAAAAUGAGACACUGUCUUCACCACCAGUUUCCAAAAAUAAAUUUUGUUCUGCUCCUCACUAUUGUUCUAAUUAACAUUCAGAGAAAAAUUGUUCCAUCUCAUUCCUUUCUACUGAAGUCUCUUCAUCUAUUUCCUACUACUUCUUCAGUUUAUCUACCAGAUUAUCUCCCUUGUACCAUCUCUUUAUAUCUCUCUAUCCAAAUAUUUUGCAACCCAACAGGUAAUCUAUUAGAAUAUCAGAUCUAGAGGUACAGCUUCCUCUAGAUAAAUCAUAAAGUUUAAUGAAGGGAUACAUAUAAUAACAAAUCAUGCAUAAAGAACCUAGAGUUAAAAAUCAUAAGAAAAUUUAUCUGAAUUCUCUACAAGUCUUUUAUCUCCAACUUCACCUUCUUAUAAUAAGUUCUCCUUUCCACAAGUGGCACAUUCUAUUAUACUUUAAUAUACUGUUUUCUAUUAUAUUUAUUAAUACAAAAUAAUAUUAUUUGGGGCAUUUUUAUUGCAAAUAUAUGGUGUUUCAAGCCCAGAUAAGACACAUAUAAAUAGUUAAUUUCCAUUAAAAAAUGUUACUGUCUCUCAUAUGUCUGAAUUUUAUAUACUACCAAAACCUGGCACAUAGUAGAUAUUCAAUAAAAAUUCAUUGAAAUGUGUUGAAAUGUGCUGAGCAGUACCAAUCUACUUAAUUAUUUGUCCAACCCUUACUAUAUGUCAUUAAUCUCUUUCCUACUUUUCUGUGCUCUAGUAAAUUUUUUUCAUGGCUUUCAAGCCAGAACUAAUGAUUCUAUAUCACCAGCCCCAAAUGUGGUCAUGAGUUCCAUAGCUGUUACCCACCUUGCUCUGUUCAAAACCAUCUAAAUAUCUGCUUGACAGCUAAAUUGAGCACAUCCAUAAUUGACCUCUUCCCUUUUCAGGUCAAUUUUCUGUUUCCCCUCUAUCUCUUUUGCUUUCUUGAAAACUGCACCAAGUUAAAUCAAGCUUUUUGUCUGUCUAAGAAUAUUUCUCUUCUGUGAGCUCAAGUUACUCUGAUUUUUUUUCCUGAAUAUCUUUCCCUAAACCAUAGCUGCUCAGUAGAAAUGUAAUGUGAAUCACAAAUGUAAACCACAGAUGUAAUUCCAAGUUUUCUAGUAACCGCUUGAGAAAACUAUAAAAAGGUGAAAUUAAGUUUAGUAUUUUAUUUAAUACAUCCAAUAUACUAUUUCAACAUGAAGUCAAUAAAAACCUACUAAUGAGAUCUUUAUAUGCUGCGUUCAUACUGAGUCUUCAAAAUCCAAUUUGUCUUUCACCCAUUCAGUACAUAACAAUUUUGGACUUGCCACAUUUCAAGGGAUAGAUAGCCACCUGGGGCUAGAGGCACAGUUCUAAUCGCUACUCUUCUCAUCUACUCAUUUUUGAUCACCUCCUAGUCUCUCCAUCGUUGAAAGAGGAAUUCUUGCCCUAAGGGUUUCAGGGGAAGCCAAACACACUCCUCCCAACACUAGAGGAAUGGGCUUGUGGUUUAUUUGUUACAUAUCCUCAAGGCCCAGAAGCACUCCAAAGGGGCUGCACUGGGGAAGAAUGAAAAACCAGGGCCUGUGCCAGCUUUGUAGCAAUAAGAGGGUGAGGUGACCCCUGAUUCCCCCAGGAAUAUGUGAUUGGCUUGUUUGAAUAAUUCUGCAGGCUGGCAGGGAACAAAAACCCACUCCUCAGGAAUAAACAGAAAAUGCACCCCUUGCUAAGGACAAGUUUUGGCUAGGGGACCUUGCCCACAGGAGCAGAAUGGGAAAGAGACUUUGUGGAAAAGCCAUUCAAGAUCAUUCUAGUUUCAUCAGAUGUCAAGGAAGCAUAUAAUAUUGAGACUUAAUUUUAGACCUCACACCAUACUUCUGUUUUACUAGAGGAUCUCCUCAUAGCUCUUAGAAUUUUGCCACAAACUCUGACCUGGAGCUUUCAUUUCUCUCUAAAUCAUACACCACGCUAAUGUUGGAACAGUGGGGUUUUUUUUGUUUUUUUUGGUUUUUUUUUUUUUAUCUUUUGCCAUUUCUUGGGCCACUCUCGCAACCUCAUGGUUCCUAGUCAGAUUCGUUAACCACUGCACCACGAGGGAAACUCCAGAACAGUCUUUGUAAUUUGAAAUAGGAUCAAACUAUUCCUUAAUUUAGAAAAACUUCAAAUGUUUCCCACACCUAAAGGAGAUACACAAAUUCCAGUAGAGAUUCCAUGAAGUUCCUUUAUGAUCUGAGGUUUUGUCUACCUGACUGUUCUUUUUUUUCACAAUCUUUUAAAAAGUACAUUCCAAAUUCUAGUAACAAGCACCUAUUUGCAAUUCUCCAAUUACCGCAUGGUUUUUACAUGCUGCAGCUGCCUAGAACCCUUGAAAUGGCAAUGCUAAUUCAUUGAAACAGUAACACUGUGAAUUUCAAGUAACCUGCCUGUGGAAGUCUGGUUCUCUUUUGUUUCCCAAUUCCUUCAUAUCUCAAUCACAGAAAUAGCAAGUCCCUCAACUUUGCGUCUCAGGCUUUAAAGUUGUACCAGAAAUCUUUCUUUUCCUUGGCAUCAAGCCAUGAAUAUCUGGGUAAUAACAAUCAUGUAGAGAGAACUGUAAUCCCAGCUGGUUAGAUAGUCUAGAUUACACUAUUAUUAUUGUACCUACAUUGUACCAUAAUUUUUCACGUUUGCAUACACACUAAACUGUACAUUAGUAAAAUGAGAGAUGUCUUUUCAUUUUUGUAUCUCUUGCACACAACAGAGCACUUGGCACAAAAUAAGUAAUUGUUAAAUGAAUAUGUACAUUGCUUUACAUCUUUACACCUGUAGGAAAUGAAUUUCAAUUUGUAAGCAUAAAACUUAUAAAGUCAUUCUCUCAUUCAGAGCCACCAAGAUGUAAAUUUUCAAGGUUUAGGACCUUAGAAGUAUUGCUUGUUCUCUGAAAGAGUCAUUAUGUUUAUAUAUCUAAGUUGCCUGUUCUUAUUUAAUAAGACCAGCCAAACAGACCAAAUUAAACAUCCCUAGACACAGCAGGAAUUGAACUAUACCAACAGUUGUUCUUUUAUAUUGGUUUAAAUCUCAUAGUAGUGCUUCCCACAAAUAUGUUUUUUGAUAAUCAAAACAAAGCUAAGAGCCGCCUGUCUACAAUGCACUUUGUGUGGUGAAAGUGCAUGCUUAUAAUUAAAACGAAUUCAACACACUGAAGGGGUUAAGAGAUCAUUGACUUCAUAUUUAACCAUUGAGGCCCUUGAGUCUUAGAGAUUUAAUUUUCCUACUGACAAAGAGAGUAAUGCUAAUUAUUUAAUGACACAUUUAAAAUGUCUGCAGAAACACUGCCAAGAAAAAGCAUAGGUGGAAUUGCUAUGUCAAAAGCAUUCAUACUUUCUUGUUUAAACCAAGUGCAACAAAAAUAUCUCCAUAUAAUCAGAUUUGUCCAUGUAAACACAAUUAUUUCUAGGAUAUUCUUAAUUAAGGCUUCAUUCUCAUUUCCUUAAAUCUUACAUGUCUUUUCAGAAAUCCAAAUGGUACCCCAGGAAUAAGACACCAGCAGUAGGAUAAGACUAUGCCACCAAAAAGAGAAACCAGCAACUAACUUGCAAGUAUCUAAAAGAAUCACGACUGCAGUCUUGCGGCCACCACUGACCAUUUCUAGAUCACAUAGAUCUAGUGUAAGAGAGAAAAAUUACUGUAGAUUAUAUAACUGUCAACAAUGAUCUCAAAAAAACAAAAACAAAAACAAAAACAGAACAGAAACAUCAACUGCUUCUGACCUGGAGAAAGAGGUGGCAUCUUGGUACAUGGACCAAAUGUACAAAUGAGUGGGUAUCAGGAGAGGAAAUUUUACAUCAAGUAUAUUUUCGCCUAUUUUCUUUGCUGAUGAAGAUGGAUCAUAAGUCAAGGAUGGGAUAAUAUGUGGUGCGGAGUGUUGGAGGUGAUGGGCUUAUUAUAAUACAUGUCAUUUGAGGUUCAACACCAAUAGACUGUGGUUUGCCUACAUUAUCUAAAAUAAGCUCUCUUCACUCUAUACAGAGUGGAGCUAUAGAAAUGUUUUUCUCUCUGCAAUUCCAGGUAAUAAAGUCUGCAUACUAAACUCUCACAGGUCCAAAUCAAUUGUAAUUCUCUCCUACAUGUUCCCAGGAUGUUGCCUACAAAUCACACAGAGUCUUAUCCAGAAGCCUUUAACAUCUUAAUAAAAUUAAGCAUAUGUAAUCUUAUAGCUAUGUAUAGAAGAAAUAAAUAAUGUUCCCAAAGACAUGGCCCUGAGGAUGCUUGGCUCCCAUUUCAGUACCACAGUGAAGCCAAAAAGAAAUAUGACAAUAGACUUACUUAAUAAGAAGUCAUGCCUUUGUCAUAGGUAACACACAGUGUAUACAGAAUCCAACCACUUCCUUCUUCAGCUAACUUCAAUCAACAUAAAUUAUCAAGCAAGCCUUUAGCAGGGUGUGUGCUAUUCUCAGAAAUGAGCCAGUGUUUAUGAAUCCCUUGUGAUUUCCAUAACAAAGCCCAUCAAACUAUUUUAAAUAAUGUCAUCCUGAAUAAGUACAGUACAUAAUGUGGUGCAUGCUUAUCUGAAGCCAGAGUCACAGUUCAAAUCUUGGCAAUACCACUUACCCACUGUGACGUUCCUUACCCAAUUCACUUCACUACAACUUCCUCAUCUUCACAGUGCAGAUAAUAAUAACGGCUACCCUUGAGGGUAUUGUGAGAAUUGUAUGAAUUAAAAUAAAUGCAAGCACCUAGAACAGUAGCUGGCCACCAUCAGUGGGGAGCGAGAAUGGUGAAGGGAGGAAAUUUUGCUCCGUGUUGCCAUGGUGCCAUUCCAGGGUUUGACAUCCUGAAACACAAGCAUGGUUUCCAUCAUCACUAUGGACUUUGGACAUCUCACCUAAGACAGGGAAAGUGAGAUUAGAAUCACUUAGGAAUAUUUUAUGGUCCUUAGAAUAAUACAUAACACUCCAGGACAUAGUGCAAUGGCCAGAUUUUGGUCACAGGACUACACACCACUGCAGGAAGGCUGGGAAAUGCAGUCCCACUCUAUGCUCAGAGGAAAGGGAAAGAGAUCUGGUAAAUAUCUAGACUUCUCUGCUGAAGUCCACCCUGCCCAUCACGAAUAUCCAUCACAUUCUUCCUCCUACACAUGGAACACAUUCACCUUCUCCCCAAGGAAGAUGACACCAAAUCCACCUGGUCACUUCAGCUCAAUGUGGAGAAAUCUCUGAAGCCUGUUGGGUUCUUCAUCAGGUCCAGAGAUGGCUUCCAUGAUCUGAAAUCCAUGUAAAGUUACCUUCUUUCAUCAUAGGCAAAUAUACAACCAUGAACCCAGGCUUGAUAACCACAAUAAACAUUCCCAUUAGAAAAUGAAAGGACCAGAAGUGCAUGGCUGUCAAUGGAUGGUGAUGAUUUUGCAUUUCUACUGAGAAGGCAGGGGUUGACUCGCAGUUGGAAAUUUUUUCUUAAAACCUAAUUUUUCCCAGAAAAAAAAGGAACUCAAUUUUUUUUCCCCUUCUGCAGGCUCCUAUCUCUAAGCAGGUGUCAUGAUUUCUUUGCUGAUAUACUGCCCUCAAAAAUUUAGUGGGUAUCUCAUCUAAUUGUUUCCACUCAGCUCUAUGUGCCAGUGAUUAUCACAAACUCUUUCCUAGACCUCGUUCUCAGAUCUGCUUUAUUCCAUCAUUUUCUUGCUCUGGUGAUUCUUCCACUCUCCUCCACUCAUCUCUCUGUCUCACUCCCUCUUUCUUCCUCCAUCCCCUCCCUCCCUCCUUCAUGUAAUGGCAGCUACCAUGGAGACAUCAGGCUUUAGUGGAAAGAUAGCAUUCGGAGUUCCUGUUGUGGUGCAGUGGAAAUGAAUCCAACUAGGAACCAUGAGGUUGCAGGUACAAUCCCUGGCCUCAAUCAGUGAGUUAAGGAUCUGGCAUUGCCUG
Molecule: messenger RNA, 13201 nt
Organism: Sus scrofa (pig)
Lineage: Eukaryota; Metazoa; Chordata; Mammalia; Artiodactyla; Suidae
Gene: NDST4
Product: N-deacetylase and N-sulfotransferase 4
Cellular component (GO): Golgi apparatus
Molecular function (GO): heparan sulfate N-sulfotransferase activity; hydrolase activity; deacetylase activity
Source: RefSeq, a predicted model, not a curated record